Messenger RNA from Helianthus annuus (common sunflower), 1446 nucleotides. RefSeq lists its product as uncharacterized. The coding region runs from base 1 to 1446 and encodes 481 amino acids. Gene Ontology annotation, molecular function: zinc ion binding; nucleic acid binding. The transcript is spliced from 3 exons. NCBI's taxonomy places the organism in Eukaryota, Viridiplantae, Streptophyta, Magnoliopsida, Asterales, Asteraceae. The record is from RefSeq and is a predicted model, not a curated record.
AUGGCUCAAUAUGAGAAGUUGAGGGACUAUGGUGAAGAACUUCUUAGAUCCAAUCCAGGGUCUACAGUGAGGAUUGAUGUGGAACCACUGUGUAAUCCGUCUAGUCCCACUAGACAAUUUAGGAGGAUGUACGUAUGCUUAGGUGCACUGAAGCAAGGGUUCAAGCUAGCUGGAAGACCACUGUUGGGCCUUGAUGGUUGUUUUUUGAAAGGGCCCUUUCCUGGGCAGCUUUUGAUGGCAGUGGGAGUAGAUGCUAACAAUGGGAUUUACCCAGUUGCAUACGCAGUUGUUGAGGCUGAGACUAUGUCUUCUUGGACUUGGUUUCUUAAGUUGUUGGGUCAAGACUUUGAUAUUGAUGCUAACAGUUACUUCUGUUUCAUAAGUGACAGGCAAAAGGGUUUGAUACCUGCUGUGUCUAAGGUAUUUCCAAGGUGUGAGCAUAGGUUCUGCCUUAGACAUAUACAUGAAAAUAUGAAGCCAAGAUGGAAAGGUGAACUGUACAAGAACUUGUUGUGGAAUUGUGCUGCUGCUACAACCAUACAGGCCUUCGAAAAGGGCAUGAACACUAUUAAAGAUGAAGACAAGGCACUGCACGACUGGUUAAAAGAGAUUCCAGCCAAAAAUUGGUGUAGGGCAUACUUUUCUGGCUUGGCUAAGUGUGACAUUUUGUUGAACAAUAUCUGUGAAGUUUUCAACAGUCAACUUAUACAGGGGAGGGACAAACCUAUAAUAACCAGCCUAGAGUUUAUUAGGGAAUAUCUUAUGAAAAAGCAUGUUGUUGUGCAGAAGCUGAUAGCCAAAUGUCAGGGUCCAUUAACACCAACUGCUACUAAAGUUUUUGAGAAGAUAAAGAGUGAUGCUGUUCAUUACAGUGUGAUUUGGACUGGAGGUUCAAAGUACCAAGUGACCACCCAUUUCAAUGAUCACCAAGACCAGAGAAUUGUUAAUGUUGAUGAUAGGAGUUGCUCUUGCAGGGGAUGGGAUGUCACUGGCAUGCCAUGUAGGCAUGCAGUGGCCUGCAUAUGGAAUAUGGGGUUACAUGGAAGAGGUGAUGGUGUUCCAGAAAGAUGGGUGGAUAGGGCAUACUGGUUACAGACAUGGAAGGAUGUGUAUGCAUGUCUCAUUGACCCAAUUAAUGGCAUGGACAUGUGGCCAAAAUCUGCAUGCCCAACUACAUUAGUUGCUCCAAAGUAUCAUGCCCAGGUUGGGAGACCAAAAAAGAAGAGAAAGAAGUCUGUAGUGGAAAUAGAUGAGUUGAAGGGCAAAAAGAAGCCAUUAGAAGCCGAAGUUGAAAAGUUAAGCGAACAGAUACCAACUACUGGAAAAAUGCCAAGGAAGGGCAACUCGUUGACUUGUAAGCUUUGCAAGGAGAAAGGCCAUAACAAGAGGACUUGUAGAAACAAGCCAGGUGUUGGUCAGUCACAGCAGUCGGAGCAUGUCCCUUAG